GAGAAGGGUUAAUGAAACCGAAAGGAGGAAAGCAGGUGAGGAGAUCAUUAAUGACAGAAAGAGAAGGCAUCCUUUUCUUUCCUUACAGGCUCCAUAUCUCUGAUCAUUAAGCAAACUUCUUCGUCAAUUUCCUCUUCCUCUUCUUCCUCCUCCUCUGCUUUUUAUACAGGCACAUAUCCCCUUCUCUCUCUCUCUCCCCUAUAUUCCCCUAAGCUUCCUUCCAUAUAUACACAGCAGAACCCAUUCUCUCUCUCUCUCUCUCUCUGUGGGGUCUCUCUAUUUGGCAUAAAGUUUCAGACUUUUUGCAGAGAGAGAACAGAACUAUCCUUCUUUUGUUGCUGGGGGCUUGAUAAUGUGGCAGAAUCAUCCCCAUAAAUCUUCUUCUUCUUCUUUAAGAGAUUCUAUUGUGGCUCUCGAAGCUGAUAUUCAGCAUGCCAAUAUCCUGGCGGCAUCACUGCCAAGAGGUUAUGGAGGGGACCACAUUCAGAUGAAACUAUCAUACAGUCCUUUGGCUCCUUUAUUCCUUCAUUUGAUCCAAUGGAUGGAUUUCACUUGUACCGAUUCUCUCCCCACCUCUCUUGGCUUAUUUCACAUCCUCAUUUACAAGGUGUACGGAGAUGGAUUGCCGUCCUUAUCCUCCAAAGAAAGAAAAGCCUCCCUCAAGGAUUUUUACGGUGUAAUAUACCCAUCACUGAGGCUACUUGAAGGGGAGUUAAAAGCACAAGAAGCUAAAGAUAAAGGAAAUAAUCGAACACAUCAAGUUGUGAGCAGAAAGAGCCCAAAUAAGAAAGGGUUAGAAAAUAAAGAACAAGAGUUGAGAGAUGAUGAAUGUGGAAUCUGCAUGGAGAUGAGCAUGAUCAUGGUCCUCCCUAAUUGUGGCCAUUCCUUGUGCAUCACCUGCUUCCAUGACUGGAAUGUGAGAUCAGAGUCAUGCCCGUUCUGCAGAGGAAGCCUGAAGAGGGUGAGUUCAAGAGAUCUGUGGGUUGUGAUAGACGAGAGAGAAGUGGCUGACAGAGUCACAGUGGCAAAAGACAACCUCACACGCUUCUAUCUUUACAUGGAAUCCCUCCCUCUUCUUUCUCACGAUCCUCCUCCUCAUCUCUUCCUCUUCAACUACAUGCUUUGACUCCCUCUCUCCCUCUCUCUCUUCAUUAUUAUCUGUAUAUAUAUAAUACCAGUUUUCUUCUUCGGUCCCAUUAAUCAUCAUCAAUAUAUAUAUAUAUAUAUUUUCAGGUCUCCCA
This is a messenger RNA of Neltuma alba, 1241 nucleotides long. Its product is annotated as E3 ubiquitin-protein ligase AIRP2. The transcript has 5 exons. NCBI's taxonomy places the organism in Eukaryota, Viridiplantae, Streptophyta, Magnoliopsida, Fabales, Fabaceae. Gene Ontology annotation, biological process: protein ubiquitination. Bases 353 to 1126 code for a protein of 257 amino acids. The record is from RefSeq and is a predicted model, not a curated record. Gene Ontology annotation, molecular function: ubiquitin protein ligase activity.